Molecule: messenger RNA, 388 nt
Organism: Anopheles bellator
Lineage: Eukaryota; Metazoa; Arthropoda; Insecta; Diptera; Culicidae
Gene: NdufA3
Exons: 2
Coding region: 97-327 (76 amino acids)
Source: RefSeq, a predicted model, not a curated record
GAAAAAUCUCAUUUGCAGCGAAAAGGCAAAAGAACAACAAGACGAUUACGUGAAUUUUUGCGAACGUUGCCCGAACCCCCGAACCGGAAGGCACAGAUGGCUGCAUCGGCACAGGCUAGCCGCGGCCUCACGGCGCUGUUCAAGCGAGGAUGGAACGAAAUCCCGGAAGUGGUCGGUUCGUCCGUGAUUGCCUUGAUCGGUAUUGGUCUGAGCGUUGUUGGACUGACCAACUACUACCGGAAGAACGGAGACAACCGCAGAUAUAAGCUGACGUAUGUUGUAAUGCGCCCAGAUGAUCCACGGGCGGCUAGCAUUCGCAAGGAUUAGAAAUGGUAUCGGUUCGGAACUAAUAAAUCGCGUUACCCGAUUGUGUAAAACUUGAAACGAC